This is a messenger RNA of Penicillium macrosclerotiorum, 954 nucleotides long. RefSeq lists its product as uncharacterized. NCBI's taxonomy places the organism in Eukaryota, Fungi, Ascomycota, Eurotiomycetes, Eurotiales, Aspergillaceae. The record is from RefSeq and is a predicted model, not a curated record. The transcript is spliced from 2 exons. Bases 1 to 954 code for a protein of 317 amino acids.
AUGUCGCUAUUUUCCAAAGGCAUAUUCAGUAGACGGAAGCAACAAUCCGAGAAAAGUCCGGCCAUUCUCAACCAAAAACCAGUCUCAGAUUUCUCGUCGAGCACUGCGGUACAAUCUGAUACGACCGCCACACAGAAUUCACAUGGUGUAAUCAACGUCCGGAUCCGACAUUAUAAGCCAACCCGUGAUUGGGACGUUGAGAUUUACCAUAACGAGACGACGGCCCAUUACACUGGUCGCGUUUCUAAGUCACCCCCAGAGGCACGUUGGCAAAGGGGGAGUUGCAAUCUGGGUUGCUUUGAGUUCCGUCAGCAGCAGGCCGACCAUAUUCAAGCUCCAUCUGACCUUUGGCCUCCAGGGAGACUUGAUCUGGGCACCCAAAAGGCCACAAUCCUAACGAACUUGGAGACUAGGGGAAACCGGAAAUUGUGGGGAUCUCGUAAGGCCAUGUCACCGAAGAAGAAGACAGAGACAAUAAAUGGGAAGAGCCAAGUCUUUGAGAGGAGUACUGUCGUCCAGAUGCCUACUGGUAAAGCUGACGGUGGAAUGGAAGACCUAACUUGGGAGUGGACUCCGAAUAAUGAUCAGCUAUGCUUGGUCAGGUAUUUCCAGAAGUAUACCAAAUGGGAUAAAGUUGUGGUGGCUCGGCUUCGUGUUGGCCCUCUAAAAUCCAUGGGUGCCACUCUGACGGAAGAAAAUUUGGUAAAGGCAUCAGACUGCUGGCUAGAAAUCCUUCCCAGUUCCACUUGGCAUGGAAAUCCAAAAGAACAAAUUCUCAUCAUCAUGAUGAGCAGCAUGGUCGCAAGACAUUGGUUUGGGCCAACAUGGAGCCAACUUGCACAGAAAGGCAGGAAGCAGCAACAAGCUAAAAGAAAGAUGGACCAGCUUCAAGAGAGGCAAAGGAAAGAGAGGGAGCAGCUUGAUAGAAAGCAUAGGAAGCAGCGUGAAAAGUAG